ACUGCAUAUACGUUUUCUCUUUUUCGGUGUUUGGAAUUUCGCAAAAUGACCACGUCAGCCAAAACGACCUCGUGGUGCGGCGGGCCCGCCAACGAGGCACCGCCUAGCAGCACCCCGCAGCACGCUAUUUCUCCGACGCUGGCGGAUAUUCAGGCAGGGUGUCACAGCAGCGACACUCAAAAAAUAAGCGACAGUAGCAGCAAGGAUAAUUUGGGCGUCGCGCAGCAUGAAAAGCUCCGAAACCCAGACCCUAUCGCCACGCAUAAUGAUGAUGCUAGCACCGGUUUUCUCGAGAGCAGGCCUGCAACCCAAGCCUGCCGCCGCCAGUCACCGCAGCCUCCACGGGGCUAUCGCGACGCACAUCGCGAAGGUCAACCAGGCAGCGCACCCGGUGGCAGCGGCUGUGGAUGAGCUUUGACAUGCUGCCGCUGUUUUCUAAAUUCCGGUUCGCCAUCAUGGUGUUCUUUGCGAUAGCCCAGAUUCUCACUGGCAUCAUUAUCCUGGCGAUUAGCGCGAGCGAUAACGAGCGCUGCGACCGCCCGCUGCGCGCGUUCGUGAUAGCAUAUAUCUCCGACGAGCUGUGGGCGUCGGUGGGCGUUGGGGCGUGGAUGAACCGGUUGCGCAAAUUACUCGACGUUGGUGCGUUGGUUGUGUUUAUCCUCGGCAAUUACUUUGUCUUCACCAGCUCCAACUGCGCACGGGAGGCGCCGCUGCUCUACCACGUUUCGCUGGUCUAUAUAAUCCUGGGAUAUCUCCUCCUGGCGACACCGGUUCUCCUGUGUGUUUUACUCAUAGUCUCCUUCCCCCUUAUUCUCAUCCUCAUGCGCCACUUUAGAUUUGGAAUUUAUGCUAAGCGCGGUGCCGACUUUGGCGAGAUCUCAAAGAUCCCCCUUGUCAAGUACACCAGCCCGCUCGCUGAGCCCGCCUUCCCAACAAUCUCGGCUUCUUCGCCGCCGUCUUUGCACGGCGUGCAGCUCAACAGCCAGAUUGCGGGCAGCGAGAUCCACGAGCACUCCUCUCAUGGACCCAUGCACACACAGUGCCCGCAGGCAUCGCACUCUGCGACCUCCCUGCACUCUCUGCCUGCCGAGCAGUCGCACCAUAGGCGGUACGGCUUUGGGCGCAUCCACCUCAUGAGCUCGUUCUCACGCCUUGCCAACCGGUUCUCCAAGAACCGCCGGCAGCGCAUCGAGGACAUGGAUAUGUACAAAAAGCAGCUCUCCGGCCCCAUCCCGGAGUUCACACCACAGAAUGCCAAUGACGAUAUGUGUGCCAUCUGCCUUUGCGAGUAUGAGAAUGGUGAUGUGCUCCGUCUGCUGCCCUGCGGUCACCACAUGCACCAGUCGUGCGUUGACGAGUGGCUGCACAUCAACCGGACCUGUCCGCUGUGCAAGCGGGUGGCGACCCCCGGUGCUGAGAGCGAAGAGGCAGCCGCUACUGCUGAGCACUCGGCUCAGACAGACCCUGAGCCUGCUGCCGGAUGCACUGCCUCGCCCGCGCAAUCGCCACGCCUUUCGCCCAUGGCCAGCUCCACCAAUCCCGAUUUUACGGCUAUCACUGUCGGAUAAGUUCUCAGUGACCACCACCCUUUGUGCCUGUUAGUCUCUGGCCUGCUACCACUCUUACCACAAUGUUGGCAGGUGGCUUGCCUUGUGUACAUAAAUAUACUUUUAUCUUUA
This is a messenger RNA of Linderina pennispora, 1679 nucleotides long. RefSeq lists its product as uncharacterized. Gene Ontology annotation, molecular function: zinc ion binding. The coding region runs from base 420 to 1568 and encodes 382 amino acids. The transcript is spliced from 4 exons. The record is from RefSeq and is a predicted model, not a curated record. Lineage: Eukaryota; Fungi; Kickxellomycota; Kickxellomycetes; Kickxellales; Kickxellaceae.